AUGAACAUUUUUCCGUUUCCGGUCAGGCCGAGAACGGAUGACGACUGGGAAGCAUGGCGUACGCAGAUAGAGCACUACUAUCACGACCAAGACUGUGAACUCAACGAGCUGAUAUCCAAGAUGAAGGAGCACGGACUAUGGGGAACACGCAAACAGUACAUGAAUCGCCUCAAACAGUGGGGAAUGCUCAAGAAUAUCAAGGCGGAAGAGUACGAGGCAAUUGUCCAGAUCCGAGCCAGGCGACAGGCUUUAGGAAAGCAGACUGCCUUUGUGGUGAGAAAAAGGCCUGUUUCCAAAUCCAAGAUUGAUCGAUAUGUCAGAAGGUCGAGGAGUCGCAGGAAAAAACCAGCCAGGCCAGCUGAAAACGUAAGCACCCCGCCAGAUGUCGAGUUUUGGACUCCUCCACUAUCGCGUGUAUCAACACCAAGUCCCGCCAAUCUUUCACCCACUAUUCUGUCUGAUGUCGCUCCAGCAUUGAGCACAUACAUUACAUCUCAAUCUGUUUCUUCGAAUAUACAUGAUACCAAACAGUCCGACUCUCCAUCUGCCAUCGCAACGUCACCACUAGAAAACAAAAAGAAAGUCAGUCUAGUUGUCGCCAGACAGCCUCUCAGAGUUGCAGGCCGUCGACCCAGCAUAGAAUGGCCCUACCUUGCUCAGUCCCUCGUCAUACCACAACCCCCGAAGACCCCCAUGUACAUCAACAUCACCCUUCCCGACACCCACAGACACACUCAAGGGAUUCUCCGUUCCAUCACCGAGACCAUCGACCGCAUGGCCCUCCCGACGCCCGUGUGCGACUGUGGCAUCACUCCGGUCCCCGACGCGGCAGGAUUCAACAAGGUCGGCUCGCCCGAGUGCUGCCGGCACGUGGGCGACAGCACGGCGGUGCCCGAGCGGGCCGACGAGUUCUUCCGGCUACUGUUCAGGGCGCUGUCGCUGCUGGCCGCCGACGAGCACAGCGUCGAGGGCCUACGCUUCGUCGACGCUUGCCUGUCCUGGCAGUUCCGCAGCAAGCGCUACGCCCUCUUCCGCCUCGGCAUGAUGUGCAUGAUGCAGGCGUACCUGCAGUUCCACGGCCGCCGCGGCAGCGCGAGGAUGCUCGCCACGAUCGCCGGGUUCACGAGGCAGCUCACGGCGACGAUGCUUGGGGAUGACACCAACCACCCCGUCGUUCGUACCCUGGCCACCAUGAGGGACUCGCUCAACUCGGGUAGUUUUAUUCAGCCCGAGGCUAUAAACCAGGCGUACGUCUUUCUUGCCGACGUGCUGUGGCGGGACUCGAAGCAUCGUUGGAGGUGGGGGCUUGGGUCGUUGACCUACCGGAUGGGCUACAUGAACACCGACACGGCACUCACUGCUGCAAUGCGGCAGCACCGUCUAGCCAUCUUGCAGGGUGCAGCUGCGUCUCUGAAAGGCUUUAGCGGCAGUGACGAGCGACCCCCUGAAGCCCUCGUCCCAGCAUAUCUUGACAUUGCCGCCGGCAUGGUGAGCAUCAAGCAGUUCGACCUGGCCGAGGCCCUCAUUGGCCCAAUUCGAAUCCCCGAAGAUGUACCCGUAGACUUUAAUGCCCAGUCUUGGUGCGUGCUGGCGCACAUCUUGGAAUACAGAGGGCAGUAUGGUGAUGCUGUGGAGAUGCUGGGAAAGGUCACUGAGGGUGCAGAGCCUUAUUUUCUUUCCCAUCUUCUCCAUCACCAGGCAUCGCUGUAUAGCAGGAUGGGAAACUCUACUGAAGCAGGCCAUCUGAGGAAGGAGGCGGUUCGGUUGGGAUUGGUGGUGGAGCAGAACACAAUGUUGCGUGCGGCACAAGAUGUUGUAUGA
This is a messenger RNA of Pyricularia oryzae 70-15, 1821 nucleotides long. RefSeq lists its product as uncharacterized. Gene Ontology annotation, molecular function: protein binding. The transcript has 3 exons. The record is from RefSeq and is a predicted model, not a curated record. Bases 1 to 1821 code for a protein of 606 amino acids. NCBI's taxonomy places the organism in Eukaryota, Fungi, Ascomycota, Sordariomycetes, Magnaporthales, Pyriculariaceae.